This is a messenger RNA of Nannospalax galili (Upper Galilee mountains blind mole rat), 1925 nucleotides long. RefSeq names its product arylacetamide deacetylase-like 2. The transcript has 5 exons. The coding region runs from base 720 to 1925 and encodes 401 amino acids. Gene Ontology annotation, cellular component: membrane. Gene Ontology annotation, molecular function: carboxylic ester hydrolase activity. The record is from RefSeq and is a predicted model, not a curated record. Lineage: Eukaryota; Metazoa; Chordata; Mammalia; Rodentia; Spalacidae.
ACUGUCUUUUGAAGUCCUUUGGAACCGACAUCACAUCUUCGCACUGUGAUGCUUCAAUAAUGUGAUAUUUUUCUCCCACCCCUAUUGGUUUCUUUUAACAUGUGGGUUAAUUUCUAUUAUACAAGAACUUUCUACAAAAUUAGUGAUUAUUGCGGUUUGAAUCAGAAUGACUCCAUGGGCCCUUCUUUUGGUAUGUUUGAUGUUUGUUACCUGGUGCCUUUGUUUUAGGAAACUGUGGAAUGAGCCUUUUGUAAAUGGGAGCUGCAUGAUUCCCUUACCAUUCCCUGCUUUGGGUGAUUAAAUGUUGCCUAACGUUUUAUUCUGUUUUCAACUUCUUGUCACUGCUCCCUGCAAAAUGGCAUCAGAAAAAAUGAAUUUCUUUAUCUUUCUUGUGCUUUUUUUUCAGAAUUCUAAUAAUGUAUAUUUUGCUGGUAUUAAUGGGUUAAAGAAAAAACACUAACUGCUGUCAAUGUUUACUGUUGAUGCAAACUUAUUAGAUAAGCUCUCAUAAAUUCAACUUCUCAAAGAAGUGCAAUUGCAUAACUAGUUUCUCCAGUGGCCUAAUCAGCUUUAUCUUAAAACUGAAUGUCCAGUCUGUGUUGCUAAAAUAGUCGUAUUAUGUGAAAGAGAUUGCCUUGUACCUUUGUCUUAGUAUUUAGCAGUAUAUAUAUGGGACUGUAUUAAAUGAUCACCAAACAGAAGUUGGAAAAAGAUUUAUCAUGGAGUACAAAAUUCUGUUGCCUGGACUAUGCUGUAUUCUCUUUGCUUAUUAUGUUUAUACACCCAUCCCAGAAAACGUUGAAGAGUACUGGAAAGUGGCAAUCUUGGAUGCUGCUAUGAAAACAUCUUCACUUACGGCCACAUUAUUUGAAAAUGUAGGUCUUAUAAAAUAUAGAGAUUUUUUUUCCUUAUUGGUAAACACAUUACUUACAAAAGCAGUUUCAGAUGAAAACAUUACAGUGAUUGACACAGACAUUAGUGACAUUCCUGUUCGUCUGUACUUGCCCAAGAAAAAGUCUGAAAGAAGGAGGCCAGCUGUGAUUUAUAUUCAUGGAGGUGCCUUUGUGGUUGGAAGUACGAAAUUGAUGCCCUAUGAUUUCUUGAACAGAUGGACAGCAAACAAGCUUGAUGCUGUGGUUUUGGGAAUAGACUACAGACUUGCUCCUCAGCAUCAAUUCCCUGCUGCCAUCGAUGACUGUGUUUCGGUGGUCAAGAUCUUUCUCCAGGAUAAAAUUCUUGCAAAAUAUGGAGUGGAUCCCACUCGCAUCUGUAUUUCAGGAGACAGCUCUGGGGGUACAUUGGUGGCAAUACUGACUCAAAUGCUACAGGAUGAUCCAGAAUUCAAGGAUAAAAUUAAAGCACAAGCCUUGAUAUACCCUGGCCUGCAAUUCAUUGAUACCCUCACACCAUCUUAUCGAGAGUAUGAACAUGGCCCUUUCCUCUCAAAGGAGGUGGCAAUCAAUUUGGCAUCCCUGUAUCUGACUAAAGACAAAGAGCUGCGACGGGCAGCACUGAGAAAUGAGCACAUGCCUCAAGACUCAAGACAUCUGUUCAAGUUUGUUAACUGGAGUGUCUUCCUCCCUGAGAAGUACAAAAAGAACCAUGUUUACACUGAACCGAUUCUUGGAAAACUGAAUUCUUCCUAUCCAAAAUUUCCGCAUAAUAGGAUAUCACCUUUGCUAGCUAGUGACUCCCAGUUACAGAAUUUGCCAUUAACCUAUGUCCUCACUUGUGAACAUGAUAUCCUAAGAGAUGAUGGACUUAUUUAUGUCAAACGGCUUAGAAAUGCUGGGGUUCCAGUCACUCAUGACCACAUAGAGGAAGGAAUUCACGGAGCCCUGUCAUUCACCACAGCACCAUUGUUUUUAAAUCUCGGACUCAGAAUAAGAGAUAAGUAUAUUAGUUGGUUAGAGAAAAAUCUGUAA